AUGGCAGCAGCUCCUCAAGCUCUGCUCUGCUACUCCUCCUCCAAUUCCAAAUCCUUGUUUGCCUUUUACCCAAAACCAUCAAUCUCUCACCAACUCCACAACAAAAGUAAACCAAAAAAUUGUUGGCUUGCACCAAGACCUCUUCUCUUAGAUAAGAGAAAUGCCUUGAAUUUUAAUUGCCACGCGGCUCGCCGCAAACGCAACAUCUACAACACUGCCGUUUCCUCUGAUAUUAAGGGCAAUGCAACAAAAUUGCUUCAAAUAAUACUAUGGUCUUUUGAAGGUGUUUACAUUUUAUGGCUCUUUCUGCUUCCUUAUGCCCCUGGAGAUCCAGUGUGGGCUAUUAGUAAUGACACUAUUAAUUCUCUCGUUGGACUUUCUCUCAAUUUCUUCUUCAUCUUGCCUUUCAUCAAUUCUGUUGGCAUACAUGCUGUUGAUGCCCCCGUACUUCAUCCUAUGUCUGAAGGAUUAUUCAACUUUGUUAUUGGAUGGACCUUCAUGUUUGCCCCUUUGCUCUUCACUGAUUCUAGGAAGGAUAGGUACAAAGGGUCUCUAGACGUUUUAUGGGGCCUCCAGAUGUUCCUCACUAACACGUUUUUAAUACCUUAUAUGGCUAUCCGGCUAAAUGAGGCUGAUUCAGAGUCCGUUCCACAAAAACGCUCCCAACUCGGCACCGUGAUGACAGAUGGUGCACCCAUUGUAGGACUGAUUGGUGGAUUUGCAUGUCUGGUAUCUAUAUUGUGGGCUCUUUAUGGCAGAAUGGAUGGUAAUUUUGGGAGCUUAACAGAAAGAGGGGAAUUCUUGAUUAGUUACCUUGGAUCAGAGAGGCUCGCUUAUGCUUUCAUUUGGGAUAUAUGUUUUUACAUUCUCUUCCAGCCUUGGCUCAUAGGUGAUAAUUUACACAACAUUCAGAAAACUAAGAUCAAUAUUGUGAACUAUCUUAGAUUUGUUCCGGUUGUUGGUUUGGUGUCCUAUCUCCUCUGUUUGGAUCUUGACGAGGUGCAAUAGCUAUCUAUAUAUAGUUCUGUAAUGUAUGCAAGUACAUUCUGCAGGCUUUGAGCCAGUUAAAUAAAGAUUUUCCAUCUGUGUGUCUUUACUAGAAAGAAAAUGUACUGAAUUUUGUAGCAUAUUUGUUGUACUUGAACAAAUGGUGCUGCUCCAGUUCUAUGCAUUAGUGACUUCUCUUUAUGUUUACAGCA
Ricinus communis (castor bean) is the source of this 1199-nucleotide messenger RNA. RefSeq lists its product as uncharacterized. The record is from RefSeq and is a predicted model, not a curated record. Bases 1 to 1008 code for a protein of 335 amino acids. The transcript is spliced from 5 exons. NCBI's taxonomy places the organism in Eukaryota, Viridiplantae, Streptophyta, Magnoliopsida, Malpighiales, Euphorbiaceae.